Molecule: messenger RNA, 1252 nt
Organism: Zophobas morio
Lineage: Eukaryota; Metazoa; Arthropoda; Insecta; Coleoptera; Tenebrionidae
Gene: HDAC11
Product: histone deacetylase 11
Exons: 4
Coding region: 214-1209 (331 amino acids)
Cellular component (GO): histone deacetylase complex
Molecular function (GO): histone deacetylase activity
Source: RefSeq, a predicted model, not a curated record
UAAACUGCAAAGCGAAAGAAAGGUGAAAUGAGAGUUUUGCGGCUUUAUUUGCAUAAAUGUUCGAAUAUUUACAAAUAUUUAAAGGAUUUCGGUUAAAUGUGAAGCUAAGCAGUGCUGUACUUUGUUUGUGUUAGCAUUACAACUCAUUCGCUUCUAACCAGCUGUCCAGCGACAAUCAAUAAGUUUUGGUGGGAAAUUUGAAUUUGAUUUGCCAUGCAAACAACUUUGUAUUUGGAUAUUAGCUCAGAGCAGUGGCCUAUUGUUUAUCGCCAUGAGUAUAACGUACGCUUUAUGGGUUUGGAGAAGUUACACCCUUUUGACGCAGGAAAAUGGGGCCAUGUGUUCAAAUUUUUGAAAACUGCGUGCUUAAUUAAUGAAGAUACCAUAGCUGUGCCAAAUGAAGCAACCGAAGAAGACUUAUUGGUGGUGCAUACAAAAAAAUAUUUAAAAAGUUUGAAGUGUAGUUUCAACGUAGCUACUAUAGCAGAAGUUUUUCCACUUUGUAUCGUGCCAAAUUACCUAGUUCAAAGAAGUUAUUUGAGACCAAUGCGUUUUCAAACUGGUGGUUCCGUUUUGAGCGGAAAACUAGCCUUAGAAAGAGGAUGGGCAAUAAAUAUUGGUGGUGGUUUUCACCACUGCAGUGGUGGUAAAGGAGGAGGAUUUUGUGUCUACGCAGAUAUAACACUAUUGAUUCAUUUUGUGUUUAAUCACUACCCCCAAACUGUUCAAAAUGUCAUGAUUGUGGACUUAGACGCUCAUCAGGGUAAUGGAUAUCAGCGGGAUUUUAAGGAUAAUCCUAACGUCUAUAUCAUGGACGUUUAUAACAAAGGGAUUUAUCCGUUCGAUAAACGUGCCAAGGAGUACAUCAACAGAAAAGUCGAACUGGAACAUUUCACCGAAGAUGCUGAGUAUUUGGGGAAAGUUGCUAAAAACUUUGAUGAAGCAUUAAGUGAGUUUAGUCCGCAACUGAUCGUCUAUAACGCCGGAACGGAUAUUUUGAAAGGGGACUCUUUGGGUUGUUUAUCUGUAUCACCGCAGGGAGUAAUUGAAAGAGAUGAAUUAGUGUUCAGGAAAGUGCGCACCAGGAACAUUCCGAUAGUGAUGCUAACGAGUGGCGGUUAUUUGAAGAAGACGGCGAAAAUUAUAGCCACGUCCAUCAUAAAUCUGCACGAGGCCGGUCUCAUCAACGAACCCCCACGAAGAUAUUAAAUUUUAAAACUCUUCGAACGCAAAUAAAAAGACAGCCUUAUUA